Molecule: messenger RNA, 1188 nt
Organism: Callorhinchus milii (elephant shark)
Lineage: Eukaryota; Metazoa; Chordata; Chondrichthyes; Chimaeriformes; Callorhinchidae
Gene: mettl18
Product: methyltransferase like 18
Exons: 2
Coding region: 1-1074 (357 amino acids)
Biological process (GO): peptidyl-histidine methylation, to form tele-methylhistidine
Molecular function (GO): protein-L-histidine N-tele-methyltransferase activity
Source: RefSeq, a predicted model, not a curated record
AUGGAGACUUUGGACACAAUCAGGAAAUGCUUGUCUGUACCCAGGAGAAUGCAGAUUUCACUCUUCUUCACCAGAUCACAGCUGGAAAGAGCACCGGCCUCCCGAGGAGCGGAGCGGCUACUGGAGAGGUCGGUGGUGGAGAGGCUGGAGCUGGAGGCGCUGCCCGGCCUGAGGCACGUCAGCUCGGCCACGGUGGAAAUGGGCUUCGGGGAGCGGCAGGAUGGCGACCGAGAGGCGGCCCCGGGCUCAGGCUCGGACCUGGUGAGCGGCGUGUACGAGGGCGGUAUGAAGGUGUGGGAGUGCACGCUGGACCUGCUCAGCUACCUGGCCGGGCGGCGGGUGGACUUCACCGGCAAGCGGGUGCUGGACCUGGGCUGCGGGGCCGGUCUGCUGGGCCUCCUGGCGCUCAGGGCUGGAGCCCGCGAGGUGCACUUCCAGGACUAUAACAGCGGCGUGAUCGAGAGGGUGACCCUGCCCAACGCCCUGCUCAAUUCGGGCACCGGCCCUUGGACACCCUCGGGGGGGGAGGAGGAGGAGGAGGAGGCCGAGCUAGCAUCAGGGGACGCCGGCAAGGAGGAGGAGGAGGGGGAGGAGGAGGCCCGGGUACCCCCGGAGGAGGAAGGGGUUGAGCGGCCUCACAAGAGGAGGAAGGCGGGGGAGCGAGGCUCUGAACCCGGGACUCUCUCCAGGUGCAGGUUCUUCUCGGGGGAGUGGAGACAGUUCGGCCGUGAGAUGCUCGCCCGCCUCGGCGGCGCUCUGAGGUACGACCUUAUCCUGACCUCCGAGACAGUUUACAACCCCCAGUACUAUGGCGCUUUACACGCCGUGCUGUCGGGGUUACUGGCCGACACGGGCACCGUUUAUCUGGCCACCAAGAGCCAUUACUUUGGGGUGGGCGGCGGCGCUCGCUUGUACCAGAGCUUCGUGGAGGAGCGAAAGGUUUUCCACGCCAGAACCGUGCAAGUUAUUGACGAGGGACUGCAGAGGUGCAUCAUUGAAAUGACUUUCAGGCGAGACACACGAUCAUCUGUCUGCCUGCAAUCCUGUGCACAGUCAGAUAUAAAGUCCAUGUAAAGGAAUGAUUUUACGUUCAGCUCUUUAACGGCGGAUAUCCAGGAUGUAUUUUUGUUUCUUACUGAUGGGGAAUAUAGGUCAAUAAUAAUAAUCCUUGCAUUUGAUAUCUUUUAU